AUGUCGAGCACCGCGGGGAUUGGCAUGGCAAAGAAUGAGGAGGGGUUAAAGCUGGUGCUAGUAAAUGAAGGUUCCUGUGCCCGCAAAAUGGUGGGGAUUUGGCUUUUUGGGUCUACUGCAUGGGUGUUCAGUAUGGUGCUACUUGGUGGUGUUACCAGACUCACGCGCUCUGGCCUGUCCAUGACAGAUUGGAAAUUUACUGGUUCCCUUCCUCCCCUAUCCGAAGAGGAAUGGUUGCGGGAGUUUGACAAAUAUAAGCAAUCCCCUAAGUAUAAGCGAUUUCCUCAAUUAGUUGUUCUUAGUGGCAUCGCUCUAUGGUCAAAUAAAGUUGCAAAGGCUCCAAAAGACAAAGAACACCCAUAUGGACAUGGUAAAUUUGAGACUCUAGGAAGCCUUGGAAUCUCUUGUAUGCUUUUGUUAACUGCUGGUGGCAUUGCAUGGCAUGCUUUAGAGAUUUUGCUAGGAAUGCGGUCAUCACAUCCUGAAAUAGUUGAUCAGUCAUUUUCACAUGAGCAUGUGCAUCAUAGUGGACACCAUCAUGGAGUUGAAAUGGAUCAUCCCAUCCUGGCUUUGAAUAUGACUAUUGUAUCCAUUUGUGUAAAAGAAGGGCUUUAUUGGAUAACAAAACGGGCUGGAGAAAGACAAGGCAGUGGGCUGAUGAAAGCAAAUGCCUGGCAUCAUCGUGCAGACGCUGUUUCAUCAGUAGUUGCUCUCAUUGGCGUUGGUAAGGAGCACUGCCUCUUCUAUGUUUUGGAGCUGGUGGAUGCUGCAAUCCCAGGAAAACAUCUGGAAUCUAUUAAACAAACAAUACUUCAAACUGAGGGUGUCAAGGGAUGCCAUCGGAUGAGGGGAAGGAGGGCUGGUUCAUAUCUGUAUCUUGAUGUACAUAUUGAGGUUGACCCUCUUUGUAGUGUUAGUGCUGGACAUUACAUUGGUGAAAAUGUUCGUCAUCACAUUCACAAAUCCCACCCUGAAGUAGCUGAAGUUUUCAUACACAGACAAACUAUACAGGCUGGUGUCAGUGUUAUAGGUGCAAGAUAUAGUGAUGCACUGAUGCUGCUUCAACCCUUGUCUGAGCUAGAGGCUUUGGUGCAGGGUGUUUCCAAAACCCAUGGUUACAUAGUUGGAAGGAAAAGUACUAGUAAAAGACAGCUGCACUUGCCGUUACACCAAAUAUGUUACAUGAAAAUGACAAUUGUGACUGGGUUUCAGAAAAUGGUUGUUGAGCGCGUAACUCACCACUUGUUGCAAGGCAAGCUUUUACUCCAAAUUGAGGUCUCUAUGCCACCAGAAAUGUCGAUACGGGAUGCAAAGGAGAUGGCAGAAGAAGCAGAGAAUGAGAUUUUGAAGGCAGCCUCAAAUAUCAUUCAUGUAAGCAUUCAGCUACGUUUGGGGCAUCCAAUUCCACAGUUGAACCUUUGAAUAGCAAAAGUGUCACAAAGUGGAAAAAAGACACAAUAUCUAACCUAA
Quercus robur (English oak) is the source of this 1470-nucleotide messenger RNA. Its product is annotated as metal tolerance protein 2-like. Gene Ontology annotation, cellular component: membrane. The transcript is spliced from 13 exons. Gene Ontology annotation, molecular function: monoatomic cation transmembrane transporter activity; oxidoreductase activity, acting on NAD(P)H, heme protein as acceptor. The record is from RefSeq and is a predicted model, not a curated record. Lineage: Eukaryota; Viridiplantae; Streptophyta; Magnoliopsida; Fagales; Fagaceae. Gene Ontology annotation, biological process: monoatomic cation transport; transmembrane transport; heme A biosynthetic process. The coding region runs from base 1 to 1422 and encodes 473 amino acids.